AUGGAAAUGAUCCCUAGGCCUUAUAAAAGAACAAUUCAAUGGAAAAUUGCGAAAAUCUCGGAAAUGACUAAUGAAGUGUGCUGUUCGCCAAUUCACGUCAUCGCAAAUAAAAUUUGGCGGCUUUCCGCGUGCGUCGAACCGAUUGAAUAUCACAAAUAUCUCUCGAUAAAUCUUCAUUGCUAUGCCAACAAUCGGAAUAUUGAAUGGUCGUGCGACGUUGAUGUCGAAUUCCGCCUAAUAUUUGAAUUCUCGAACACAUCAUCAUAUAAGAGAAGAACGAUGAGAUGCACGUACAACGCCGACAAUUGCAGAUGCGGAAUUGCGAAAUUCGUUGAAAUGAGCGAGCUAGCAAAUCCGACGAAUGGACGUCUUCUGAAUGAUUCGGUGAUUGUUGAAGCACGAAUAAGUUUUAAAAAGACACCAUGGAUCAUUCGGAAUAUAUCAAAUUUGACAUCGAACGGAUUCAAAUCGGCCCCAUAUUAUUUUGGCGACAUUCGGUUUCAGUUUGAAGCAGCCAGAGAACGAGCGGACGACGAGGAUUAUUUAUCGAUGUACUUGAUCUUCAAUGAAGACAACAAGAGCAAUAUAUGGUCGUGUCGAAUUUGCUACGAAUUCCGAUUGGUCUCCCAAAACCCGAUCGACGAUGAAUAUGAUGCGCCUUUAACAAUUGGAGGAAUCGAAACAUUCUCUUCAAGGCAACCCUGUUGGGGAUGCAAGCUGAAAUGGGAUAAUGUGAUGAAUCCUGCGAAUGGAUGCAUUCUCAAUGAUUCGCUCAUCAUUGAAUCUCGAUUUUUCAUUUUGAUGACUGAUGGAUUGCUCAUCUUUCCGUCGUUCGACACCUACCGGUCUUCAGAGUAUUCUAUAGUGACGAUCAAUGUGCAGAACCAUAUAUUUCGCCUUGACAAAUCGCUUUUGGGUGCCAUUUCUCCAGUCUUUCGUGACAUGUUUCUCGAUGAAAACGAGAUUCAACUAGAUGAUAUCAAUUAUCGAGACUUCUUCUUCCUGGUGAAUGCCAUUUUUUCAUGCUAUUUUCAACUUCAUGAGUUCCAUGUGAAUUGCCUUCUCAAAUUGGCCGACAAAUUCAAAAUCGAUUAUAUCAAAUUCGAGUGCGAACAAUUUCUGAAGCAUCCAAAUCGACUUUCGAUUGGCGAUAUGUUGAAAUUGGCUGAGGAUCAUCGACUAGCCGCUAUACAGAAUUUGUGCAUGCAAUCGCUCACAUCAUCAGACGAAAUCGAAGAAAUUCGGGAAAGCUAUGAAUACAAAUAUCUUGGAAAUGAGACGAGAGAGAUUCUUGACAGAAAAUUAAACGAAUUUGACAAAUUUUAA
Molecule: messenger RNA, 1326 nt
Organism: Caenorhabditis bovis
Lineage: Eukaryota; Metazoa; Nematoda; Chromadorea; Rhabditida; Rhabditidae
Source: the annotation of a GenBank genome assembly